AUUUUCUAAGCAAACACGUCCUAUCACGAGUGGUCAGGGGCUUGAGCGCGUUCUCUCAUAUAUGGUUUCCAUGACAGCAUCAUCGGGGUCCUCUAUCGUGAGGAAGUGGAAAGCUGGACAGAACUACAGUCAUUGUAGCUCAAAGAAAAUAAAGCAUUUUUAGAUGAAAGAGUAAAGAAGACAUAUUUUAUUUCGAAAAGUGUUUUUAAUGUUAGCUAGAAACUAACAUAAAUUGGAAGUUUAGAAGGCAUAUGGACUCGGACAACGAAAAGCCGCGCAAGAAGAAGAGACGGCCGCACUGGAUUGUGAGAGGUCUCGGGCCGAGUUUUACUGCCUGCAUGGGUUUCGUAAUAAGCGUGCUGUACAUCACUUUCCCGUGCGCUUGGUUGGCUAAUCAUGUUUCAGUGGCCUAUCCUGUGGCCUCUGCGAUGUUACUAACUGGGACCGUGGUAACUUUCCUGGUGUCAAGUUUCAUGGAUCCUGGCAUUCUCCACCAAGGCCCCCCAUGGCCAGGCACAGCAGAGGUGGCCUAUGUGAUAGUGAAUGGUCAGAGGUAUGAUAUGGACUGGUGCAGUAGGUGUGAGAUCUACCUUCCCCCUGCUGCAUGGCACUGCCGUCGCUGCAAUGCCUGUGUGGACCGGUUCGACCACCACUGUGAGUGGCUGAAUAACUGCGUGGGGAGACGUAACUACCGUGUGUUCCUGCUCUUCCUCCUGCUGCUGACGUCAUACCUGCUCCUGGUCCUCUCCUCCUCUCUGUUCUACCUCUUCCUCACCCUCCUCACCCUGCACCAGCCCUUCAGCCUGUCCCACGCCACCACUGUGGUCGUCAUGGUUACCAGCCUGGCCUGUGUGCUCUUGGUCUUGGUUAUACUCAUCAGCAACAUCAAGCUGAUCUCCAAGGGAGAGCCAUCCUCUACUAUAGAGCCCUACUUUGAGCCUGAUGAUAAGAACCCGUUUGAUCAGGGCUGCUGGAAGAACUGGACCCACGUCCUCUGUUCCCCGACUGGACCCAGGUACAUCACUAAUACAAACAGGUACAUCACUAAUACAAACAGGUACAUCACUAAUACAAACAGGUACAUCACUACCUACAUACACCAGGAUCUGGGGGCUGUGAAGCCCAGCAGAAGAGGACACUGA
This is a messenger RNA of Salvelinus sp. IW2-2015, 1142 nucleotides long. RefSeq names its product palmitoyltransferase ZDHHC19-like. Gene Ontology annotation, biological process: protein targeting to membrane; peptidyl-L-cysteine S-palmitoylation. The transcript is spliced from 7 exons. Gene Ontology annotation, molecular function: protein-cysteine S-palmitoyltransferase activity. Bases 252 to 1142 code for a protein of 296 amino acids. Lineage: Eukaryota; Metazoa; Chordata; Actinopteri; Salmoniformes; Salmonidae. Gene Ontology annotation, cellular component: Golgi apparatus; endoplasmic reticulum. The record is from RefSeq and is a predicted model, not a curated record.